Mytilus trossulus (common blue mussel) is the source of this 297-nucleotide messenger RNA. Its product is annotated as KRAB-A domain-containing protein 2-like. Gene Ontology annotation, biological process: DNA integration. Bases 1 to 297 code for a protein of 98 amino acids. Lineage: Eukaryota; Metazoa; Mollusca; Bivalvia; Mytilida; Mytilidae. Gene Ontology annotation, molecular function: nucleic acid binding. The record is from RefSeq and is a predicted model, not a curated record. The transcript has a single exon.
AUGCAAAUACUUGAUAUCUUUCUUCUUUUUGGUGCUCCAAACAUUCUUCAAAGUGAUAAUGGUGUCGAAUUCACUGCAAACGUCAUAAGUGAGCUUAACAACUUAUGGCCAGAAUGUAAAAUUGUUCAUGGUAAACCUCGACACCCCCAGAGUCAGGGCAGCAUUGAGCGAGGUAAUGCUGAUGUCAAGGAUAUGGUUAUCACAUGGAUGCGAGAUAACCAUUGUAAAGACUUGAGAAAAACAGAAGUCAUCAUUCAGCCAAAAACAGAGCUCCAUACAAAGCUAUGUUUGGGGUAG